Messenger RNA from Tetrahymena thermophila SB210, 876 nucleotides. RefSeq lists its product as hypothetical. The transcript is spliced from 2 exons. The record is from RefSeq and is a predicted model, not a curated record. Lineage: Eukaryota; Ciliophora; Oligohymenophorea; Hymenostomatida; Tetrahymenidae.
AAAUAAUUACAUAUAAAAAAACAACAAAUCCGUAAUCAAAAAUUAUAAAUUAGAUACCAAAAAAAAAAAAGUAAAAUGAACAAAAUGUUUGCAGAAAAACAACAAAAUAAUAAUUCAAAUUAGUAAAGAAGCUAAAUAUAAAUUUAUUAAUUUGAUGAGAUUUUAACCUGCCCUUAUUGCCUUUAAUUAAUAAAUGAUCCCCAUCAGCCUCCUUGUGGUCACUCAUUUUGUAAGGUUUGCCUUGUUUAAUAGGAAAGAUGUCCUUGCUGUCUCAUAGUAAUCCCUUUAAAUGAAAACUAAGAAAAAUAGAUAUCCAGAAACUAUAUGCUCAAAGAUUUACUGGAGAAUACUAAGCUAUUUAAAUGUCUUAGCUCUGAUUGUGGCUGGAGUACUUAUGAGUAGAAGCUCCACUAAUAACAUUUGAAUUCUUGUAAGUACAUAAAAUAAAAAAUGGUAAUUAUUGAUGAUGAAAGCAAUCAAAACUAUCCUAAAUUUGGUAUUAAUAUUAAAAGGAUGAAUUAAUUACCUUAAAUUCAGCAAUAACCUUUAUAUUAACCUUAACCAAUGUAUCACUCAAUACCUUAUUAAAACCAAUAAAACAACAUAGAAUAUGCUUAAUAUUAAGACUAGUUUGGUAGAAAUUCUUUUCAGUAAAUAAAUUAAAAAAUGAUAAUUAUUGAUAACGAAUACAAUCAAAGCAAUCCUAAAUUUAAUUUUAAUUACAAUUAAAUGAAUUAAAGAAUUCCUUAAGUACCUUAAAUUCAAUAGCAAUAUUCAUAUUAACCUUAACAAAUACAUCAUCUAAUACCUUAUUAAGAAUUAUAAAACAACUUAGAAUAUGCUUAAUACUAAGACUUUGGUAGAAAUUAUUUUUGA